Messenger RNA from Symbiodinium necroappetens, 1170 nucleotides. Lineage: Eukaryota; Dinophyceae; Suessiales; Symbiodiniaceae. The record is from the annotation of a GenBank genome assembly.
AUGUUGUUUUUGCUUUUGGCUAGGCUGGGUGUGAUCCAUUUCGAUGUGGAUGUAGCCGGCGAGAGUACGGGGCCCUUCGCUCAGAAGGGUUUGAGAAGAAAGUGGCCUCUGGACGCGGACAAGCUGCGCGGCCAGAUCCAUGGGUGCAUCAUGGCCACAGGAGGGCAGAGCAAGAGUGACCUUGGCGAGGCCACGGUGCCCGCCGAGGGCUGGGCUGUUUUCUGUCACGAAGGCGGUCGUGAAAAAGACACAUUGAAGGAGAUUCGCAAGGUCUUCAAGUUGCAAAGCAGCCGCAGGGAGGAGUUGGACUGCUUCGAGAAGAAGACGAACCUGGCGUGGAACGAGGACAGUGUGCGCAAGCGUAAAGCCAGGAUCCGCAACAGCGAUGCGUACUCGCAGUGGAGCAUGGUGUUGUGGUACACGCCUAAGGUCCUGGUCCCGGACAUGAUCCCUGAAAAGAAACGCAGCGUCUACGCGGGCUACAACACAGGAGACGUGGUGGGGUGGGUGUCCGCACUGCCGGCGAGUGCCCUGUGGACGGCGCCAACUAGGGAAGAGAAAGAGAAAGUCCUGGGCGACUACAAGCUGACGCUGACAGCCUCCGAGACGCGCGCGGCAGAGCUUGAGAAGGCAGAGGACAGCACCGAAAGCAUUUUCAGCGGUGCUCGCUUGCCACAGCAGUUCUACGAGGAUCUGGCAAAGUCUCACAACGUCGCAGCCCUGAUCAACUUGACGGCAGCCCAAGGCGAGUUGGAGCAGGCCAUGUUGGACCUACGAAUUCCCACAUUGAGUUUUGGCUGCUCCGAAAAGCACAUUACAGCGCUGGAAGAACGCCUGAGCAACUACGUUCUCGAGAAGUUCAGCGAAGUUGGGCACCCCUUUUACAGGGAAGAAGCCAGCAAAACACUGGGGAAACAGGAGACACAGAACGAGAGCGGUGGUGGUAACCCGCCCAAGAAGCCCAAAACUCCCAAGAAUCCCCCCAAGAAUCCCAAGAAGAGUGGCACCAAGCGCAAAAAGGAGGGUUCAGAGGAGGAGUCGGGGCAUGAGUCCGAGAGCAAGGGCAGCUCGGAGAGCAAGAAGAACAAAAAGAAGGACAAGAAGACCAGCUCCAAGAAAAAGAAGGAGGAAAAGUCCGAGGACGCCGCGUCGAAUGAGUCGCCGUGGUGA